Messenger RNA from Myxocyprinus asiaticus (Chinese sucker), 4164 nucleotides. RefSeq names its product LIM domain-binding protein 2-like. The transcript is spliced from 9 exons. The record is from RefSeq and is a predicted model, not a curated record. Gene Ontology annotation, biological process: nervous system development; negative regulation of transcription by RNA polymerase II; positive regulation of transcription by RNA polymerase II. Lineage: Eukaryota; Metazoa; Chordata; Actinopteri; Cypriniformes; Catostomidae. Gene Ontology annotation, cellular component: nucleus; transcription regulator complex. Gene Ontology annotation, molecular function: LIM domain binding. The coding region runs from base 91 to 1254 and encodes 387 amino acids.
GCUGCUGUCUCGCGGCGUUUGGAGGUCUUUCACGCGCGCUGUAUGGAUGCUGAAUCUCUGGCGCUGCUGUAAACGCGACACGGAAUCAACAUGUCCAAUCCUCCGCACGACCCGUUUUACUCGUCCCCUUUCGGACCCUUCUACCGGAGACAUUCACCAUACAUGGUGCAACCUGAGUACAGAAUCUAUGAGAUGAACAAACGACUCCAGUCCAGGACAGAGGAGAGUGAUAGUCUGUGGUGGGAUGCAUUUGCUACUGAGUUCUUUGAAGAGGAUGCUACAUUGACCCUGUCCUUCUGCCUGGAGGAUGGACCAAAAAGAUACACAAUCGGACGGACCCUCAUCCCUCGUUACUUCAGCACGGUAUUUGAGGGAGGUGUGUCAGACCUCUACUACAUCCUGAAACACUCCAAAGAGUCCUUCCACAACUCCUGCAUCACUGUGGACUGCGAUCAGUGCACCAUGGUCACACAGCACGGCAAGCCUAUGUUCACCAAGGUGUGUACGGAGGGCAGAUUGAUUCUGGAGUUUGCCUUUGAUGACCUGAUGAGGAUCAAGACGUGGCACUUCAACAUCAGACAGUAUCGAGAACUCAUCCCUCGAAGCAUUCUCGCCAUGCACGCUCAAGACCCUCAAGUCCUGGAGCAGCUCUCAAAGAACAUCACCCGCAUGGGACUGACCAACUUCACUCUCAACUACCUCAGGCUGUGUGUCAUACUGGAGCCAAUGCAAGAGCUAAUGUCUCGACACAAGACAUACAACCUCAGCCCGAGAGACUGUCUAAAGACCUGUUUGUUUCAGAAGUGGCAAAGAAUGGUGGCCCCUCCAGCUGGACAUCCACAGAACUUCAAAACGGAAAUCUUCCCCACAAAUCACAAAAAAGAGCCCACUCGACAGACCACGACCAAGAGAAGAAAGAGAAAGAACUCAGCCAGCAGUGCGUCUAACAGUAGCCUAGGCAACAACGCUGGCAGCAAGAAACGCAGCCCUGCCAACAACUUCAGUCUGACCAGCCAGGUACCUGAUGUGAUGGUGGUAGGUGAGCCCACCCUGAUGGGUGGAGAGUUUGGUGAUGAGGAUGAGCGUCUGAUCACACGGCUGGAAAACACGCAAUACGACGCCACCAACGGCCUCGACGAUGAUGACGACUUCACGAGCUCGCCGGCGCUUGGCAACAACAGCCCCUGGAACAGCAAGCCACCCACAGGGCAGGACAGCAAGCCCGAGAGUACGGCCUCUCAGCCUUCACAGUAGGAGACAACACAAGCAAUGCCCCUUUAAACCACCAGGGCGGCUCUCUCUCUCUGACCUCACUUUUGACUGUCGAUUAUGUAAAUCCCAUGUCAUGGUGUUAAUGAUGUCAUCCAUUUUCACCAGAAACUGAUGAUUCCACUCCAUAUUUUGGGUGACAUUUAAGAAAACUGACCAAAUGCUGGCAGCAGUUGCUCACUGGAUUCUUUUUUAAAUAAUCUAGCUAGGUUGAAAAGCAGCAAAAGAAAUUAGACUCUUUGGUGGACUUGACUUUAGCAAAGCUGAAUUCAUUUAAAGAGCAUUCUGCAUUAACAGGUGAGACCUGAAUUUUCGACAACUUUAGCCCAAAAAUCAAUGUAAAAACUACUGUCUGUCUUGCAGUUGACCACACAUCUCCAUAUCGCUGAAAAGAUGCUCGUGUUCGUUGUCCUCUCACUUGGGACUGGAACAGCACAAGCAUUCACUGAGACCAAGCCCUGAACAUUUGCAUUUUUAUUGGAGAUUUCUUUGGCUGUUGUCUUUUUCACUCUGUUUUAAAUUAAAGGCGAACCGUGUUGCGUUCCUUCAACACAACAGACUGUAUUAACUUAGGCUUUUGGCUUCCAAAGAAGAAACAAAAACACAUACAGAUUGUAGUUUCAUUCAAAACUUUCCUAUUUUAUUUCAGUGAAUAUGUGUUAUUUUAUUAAUUUGUGAUUAUUCUGUGUUCUCCUUGUACUGUACCAAUGAGGUAAGGAGUUACUUUUUGAUGGACAGGCACAUAUAAAAAGCAUAUUUGUCCAAACUUCGCAUCAUACCCUGUAAUGAGUUAUUUUCAUACUGGAAUAUGAGAUGAUUCUGCAUGAUAUUUUUAAAUCAGUUAGAUGUUUGUUUAAUUCCAGACUUUUGAGACCAUGUUGGGCUUUGGUUUUUGGUUUGAAAGCACAGUAACCAGGGUUAUGUGACUUCAGGUCCUCAGCACCUGAUGGAAAAUGCAGCUGUUUGGAUCAACUUGUAGUUUGCCAUGUUUUUUUGUCCAAAAAUUAUGGAUUUCAUGCUCAGGAAUGAACACUGCACUAUGAAAUGAGACAGUUAGGAACAGGUUACAGAAAAAUAGGCCACACAUUUUCAUUUGAUUAGCUUAUGGGUUUAAAUAACAUUAAGUAUGUCUAUCUUUACGCUAGUUUUAACAUGUAUGAAAACAACCUUUUUUUAAGGUGCAGUAUGUAAGAUUCAGAAACCCUUGUUAUUAAUGACACCUGUGGCCGUUAAGUGAACUUCUGUUAACUGCCUAUUACUCGUGAUCGCACGCACACACUCUAUAGGGACUCUAAAGAGACUGAAUGUGAUUCGGUUGACAGAUAAGGUAGCAUAAUUAAAAUUAGACAGUUAUGAUUGUUUUACUACAAACUUUGAGACUGCAUAUUAUAUUUGACUCUCCAGUGCUGGAACAGGGCUAAAACAAAGUGUGGAUGUAGGUCUGACUAUGCGAGACUGUAGUUUGAAGUAAUCACUUUUCUUUGACUGCAUUUAUACGAUAGCCUAUGUCGGCGUUAGCUAGCUAGCCAGCUUUAUCAAUAGCUGUUAGCUAAAUUUGGUGUAUGAUGACAGUAGCUGUUUAUAAAAUAGACUGUACAUUAUAAAUAUGUUGACACAAUUCAGUAUUAAUGUGAUUCCAUCGUAACUGUCAUUUUAAUAUAUCGAUGCACUAUUGUUUUAUAAUUAUAGAUUGUAUAUAUUUUCUGUAUAACCAAGUUACGUUACACUAAUGAAUGGAGCUUUUUGCAUUAUCUUGAACAUUGUCUAACAUUAAUUUCAUGUGUUAUUGUAGUUUACCUUGCUGAAUAAUUACAGAUGAACACUGAUUAUGACAGUUACUGUGAAUCACCAUACCUGACUUUUAGUAUAAAGAGAAGAUCGUUGAAAUUAUUUGAAUGUUACGAAGCAAGGUAGCUUGCAAUUCGUCAGCGUUAGCAGGCAAGAUCAAGUUAGCUAAAAUGACACAGAUCAAUCCUUAUGGGACUAUAUUUCACAUGCUUUGCAGUUAUGUAAGCUUACCUGUUCAAUAAAAAGAAUGCCAAUUCAGGGUCGGUUUUGAUAACCAAAACCGAACGAAGGUCCCUCCAGAAAUCAAAUGUCCUGCCGAUGUUCACUCUAGUUUUCGCUUGACCACGAUCACUUUCCCGCUUAGCCAGAUGGGAUUCAUUAAAUGUUUUUUUUUGUUUGUUUUUUUUUUGGCUUACUCUGAGUUUGUGUAGGAGUCUGUGUUGUGUUUGGACACGUGUGUGUAACGUUACCUAGUGUUGCAGACUGUCUGUUGACGCUGUUAAAUAAGGAAGCACUGAGGCAAGGCUCUCGGGAGCGUGCAUAAACGUCACAUCCUUUGGAUUUUCCCGGCAAGACGACCCGCUCCCUUCGCAUGAAAAUCAGCCUACAGGCUUUAAUAGGCAACCUAGGAAGUCCAAGAAGUACUCAUUUGUGUUACAAGCCGUUCACACAUUGGCAAAAAAAAAAGGCGAAUAUUACAUGAAAAAUUUUACAUAUUGCACCUUUAAAAAAAUAAAAAUAAAAAAAAAUAACAAAAAAAAAAAUGCCCUUAUUUUGCAACAUAGUCAGUCAGUUUCAUACAGCUUUAUGUCCUUUCCUUAGUUAAAUACACACUUAAUUAUUUGAAAAUCCCUCUUGUUUUCAUAUAUGAUGAACUGGUAUCUUAAUUGAUUCACUGGACUUGAAAAGUGUUUGGAAGUCCCUUUAAGAGUUUCAGUGUGCUUUAAUGGAAGGGGGAUUGUGAAGUUGAUGAUAAUGAUGAUGAUGAUGUUGAUGAUGAUGAUGACAAACAGCCAAAUUAUUUUUUAAGGUUUUUUUUUUCUUUUUCUUUUUUCUGUAUUUUAUCAUUACAAAAUGCAUUUACUGAACUUCAUCUCAGUCUGAUAU